AUGGGCAUGGAUAUCAUAGAAAUGGUGGAGGUCGUGGGCAUCGCCCUGGGAGUCAUAGGAUUAAUAGUGACCGUCAUGAUCUGUGCUCUCCCCACCUGGAUAGUGACAACCAUCAUACAGGCUAAUGUUGCCACCACAGAGGUGGUAACGUACGGCCUGUGGAUGAGCUGUGUGGCCCAAGGCACGGGAAAGACACAGUGUGAGGUGUACAACUCCAUGUGGGAUUUUCCACAGUGUAUACAGCCUGUCAGAGCCAUGUUACUCACUGCCAUCAUCCUGGGGGUUCUGGGGGCCAUAUUCUUCAUGGUCGGAGCCAAGCGCACCAACUGCAUCAAAGACAAAACAUCACAGGCCAAGUUGAUAAUUAUCGCUGGAAUACUUUUCAUUGGUGCCGGAAUUCUUAUCCUCAUCACUGUUUCCUUGGUAGCAAUAUUUAUCAUCAUCGACUUCCCCAUGUGGAUGGAAGGAAAACCUGAGCUGCUGGCCUCGCUGUACUUCAGCUGGGUGGCAGCUGACCUGCUCCUGAUUGGAGGGGUCAUACUGGGCAUCACUGUGGGAGUGUUUGGAUGGAUGAUGGGAAUCUUUGGAUGGAUAGUCUCCCUAGUGCCCUGUGCUCUCUAUAUAUUGCUCCUAUUCAGUUUUUCUCCUGAGCCCCCCUAUAGGGACAUAUGGAUGGUUCUGAUGACAAUCACUUCCAUCUCCUCCAUCCUGGGAGCUCUAGGAGUGAUGGGGUCCAUCUUUGGGACCAGGUGCUGUAACUGCAUCAAGAGUAUCAGGGUCAAGGCCAGGUUCAUCGUUGGAACAUUCUUCAUCCUGGCUGGUAUCCUGCAGCUCACCACUGUGUUUUUGGUUGACCAUUACUUAAGAACGGAUGUCCACCUGCAGCUCAACCCUUUCGUCCUGUUUACCCAGCAUGACCUGGUUAUAUUAGCUGAAUUCAAUAGGUGGUCCUCCUCCAUGCUCCUAUUAGGAGGGACUAUACUCUGCUGCUGUAUCUACAAGAGGAACCAGUCAGACUCAACGACAACUCAAUCAACCUCCCGCUAACAGCUCUGUCUUCAACAGGUCAUAUAGGAGUUUAUGUCAUAUUGUGUUGGGAUCAUAGUCUGGUGCAGCUCCUGCUGCUCCUGCUUUAACAGAGAGGCUGUACUUUCUUUUAAUGAAAACAAUGGAGAGAAUAUAAUUGUGAUACUAUAUGUAAUUCUAUGAUAAAACAACCCCUGUCCUUUCUGUUCAGUGUUUAACAGUCAGAAAGUACCUGAUAGGUGUGAAAGCAACAUUGUCAUUGUUCCACCUUGUCUUUAACACGUCAAAGAGGAGUUUAUGACAUAUUGUGUUCAAAUAUUCAGUUAAUUUAGACUGGGAGUUCCUGAGGAGACUGCAAUGAAGGGACAUAUUAUCACUGUUUCCUUUCUGAUGUUCUAUACCAGUAUUGAUACUUCUCUUUAUGCUUCUUUAAAAUGGGAUGCAUUUAAGAAGAGAGAGAACUUAAUCAGUAGUUGAAUGUUUAACCCUGUUAAAUAUGUUCAAAUAAAAUAAUUGUAUCUGACUGCAAAACGUUUCCUGGUUGCUGCUUUGCAUUUCCUGUUAAUGUUCACUACAUUACCAACAAGCCUACAAUCAGUGACCUGGACAUUCUAACUGAAACAUACUGUAUAUCAUAGUGUAGAAUUAUUUCAAACCA
This is a messenger RNA of Oncorhynchus masou masou (cherry salmon), 1684 nucleotides long. Its product is annotated as claudin-4-like. Bases 1 to 1047 code for a protein of 348 amino acids. The record is from RefSeq and is a predicted model, not a curated record. Gene Ontology annotation, molecular function: structural molecule activity. Gene Ontology annotation, cellular component: plasma membrane; bicellular tight junction. Gene Ontology annotation, biological process: bicellular tight junction assembly; cell adhesion. The transcript has a single exon. Lineage: Eukaryota; Metazoa; Chordata; Actinopteri; Salmoniformes; Salmonidae.